AUGUCAACUCUCCCAUCACCGCCUGAUGGCGUAGAUCUUACGGCUGACAAGAGGCCAAUGGUCAUCGGGGCGUCGGUCGCCACCUGGCUUCUCGCAGUGUUUGCCGUUCUGCUUCGCAUCAUCAGUCGGAGGAUCAAGGGCCUCAAUUUGUGGUACGAUGACUGGCUUGUUGUAGCCGCCUUGAUUCCGGCGGUCGUCCACGUCUCUGGGGUGGCAGGAUAUGCUGUGAGUCGAGGGGUUGGUCAACAUGUCUGGGUAGCAAGCCCAGAAGGCACAUACGCCUGGGCGAUAGGGCUGUUCAUCGGCGAGAUUUGCUACACCCUGACGCUGCUUCUUGUCAAGCUUGCCAUCCUUGCUUUUUACUGGAGGUCCUUUAGCAUCAAAAGAUCGGUUAAGAUGAUUAUUUGGGUUCUUGUCGCGACAACCUCUGGUUGGGCUUUCAGUUUGCUCGUCGCAACGUUUUGUCAAUGCCUACCGACCCGCGCGUUUUGGGAGCGUUUCAACCCCUACAACCCCCUCCCGCCCUCCGAAUACCACUGCGGCGUCGACUCGUUACCAUUCUUUAUUGGGAAUGCCAUUCCCAACAUCGUGACGGACAUCGUCAUGAUCAUUCUGCCGAUUCCUUAUAUCUGGUCCUUGCAGUUACCAGUCCAACAAAAGUUGGCCUUGGGAGGUGUUUUCGUUGUUGGUAUCUUUGUUACGGUUGUUUCCCUGGUACGAUUGAUACAGGUCAUAAAUCUUGAUCUAACAAAUGUGGACAUCACUUGGAAUUUUGCCAGUGUUGGAACGUGGACAAUUGUCGAAGGCAAUGUCGCCAUUCUAUGCGCCUGUCUCCCCUUCCUCAAACCAAUCAUCAACAAGAUUACAUAUGGCAGAUUCGGUUCAACCGCUGAUAAGAGUGUCAAUACUAAAGGCAGCUCAAAGCCAGGGCAACCAAGGCAAGCCAGUGGUGCAUGGGGAAUGGACAAGAACUACGGCAGCUCGACAACCUAUGUUAGGUCAAACAAAACGGACGAACGGCCCUUCACGAGGCUUGAUGGCGACGAAUCAGAUCAGGGUACUUCCGGAAGAUCGAAUACGGAUAUGGAACUACAGGAUAUACGACACGCAGACGGGUCCCCGGAUGGCAUUGUAGUGGUAAGGGAUGUGAUAAUGGAGGCCGAGCAUAAUCCCAAAAGCGUGUAUUAG
Clonostachys byssicola is the source of this 1188-nucleotide messenger RNA. Lineage: Eukaryota; Fungi; Ascomycota; Sordariomycetes; Hypocreales; Bionectriaceae. The record is from the annotation of a GenBank genome assembly.